AUGGGAUUGAAGCUUUUUGCAACCUCCGUUUUCAUUGUGCUGCUUGGCUACGUGAUCCUGGACGUUGAAGCGGGUUGUUGUUGCUGUGGAGGUUGUUGCAGAUGCUGUCAGUAUUGCUGUCCCCAGCCGCCGAUCAUAAUCCAGCCUCCUCCGGCGCUGCAUAACGUCUGCCAUGUCCCGUGUGGAGGAUGCUGCUGCUGCAAGCCGUGCUGUUGCUGUAAGCCUUGCUGUUGUUGUAAGCCGUGUUGUUGCUGUGAGUUGCUUUAAGUUUGAGUCUUUUCUAUAAUGCUGUCUGCGUAUAUAGGGGGAUAGGUUGAUGGCCAAACGUGAAUGGAAAUGUCUACAUUUUCUGUAUAGAAAAACGUAGCUUUAAAAACCUAGAUGAAGACUUUUCACAUGUUUCAGCUACUCUUGCAGUCAUGAUGUAAAAGUUCCUCCAGUUCAAAUUGCUUUCGCAGCCACCGCCUUUAAGAUUGCACUUCAUUUUACCCCUCCUCCUGUCAGUCUUGCUACCUUUUAAUGUCUGAAUAGCUCCAUUCAACACUCCUUCGAACUGUGGACGAGUCACAGCAAACAGCAACGUGAACAUUCUAAUCCAACCCUCCCUCAGCCUCUGCAAUUGCGGCUAUGGCUGUUCUCAAUCAACCAAAUGCUGCUCCCCUCAGGAACCGUGUAAGAUGUCAUACGAUGGAGAAUGCCCUUACACUUGUCAAUGCAACAGAGAUUGUUGCUGUAAUUGCAACUGCUGCAACUGUGGUUCAUGUUGUAACAGCCGAUGUGAUGAAGAGGCAGAAAUUGAAGAGAUCUCUAAUACAGACGAAAAAGAGAAACCUAAAAUGUUAAAGACGUUGCAUCGCGCGUUGAUGACAAUGUUUGGACCGCACCAUGGAGUUGGAAGAAAGAAGAAAAUUAAGAAGCUCCCUGAAGCAAAGGAAAUACCGGAAGAGCAUGUAGAGGAGACCACGGCGACGAUGGAGAUUGGAACUAUCAUAAGUACUGCUAGUACAGAUAAAGAAGAUGAAGAUAUGACGAGUACAAUAGAGCCAUUACUAGCGCUGUUAGCUGAGAAUGAGAGUACGACAAAUGACAGUGAAAAUACGACCACUUUCGAGGGAGGGAAGGAGGAAGAUACUACGAAAUCUAAUUGGAAAAAUUGAGGAGGAAUUUAUAGAAGGCAUUUUCUUUGCACUCUUAUUGUGGAUUUAAGGCUCAAAACAUGUAAAUUACGGUUCCCCAGUGCUUAAAGUAAAGCAAUAUCUGCGUUCUCUAUGUCAAUGUUGUUCAAUUUAUUCUGGUUUCUUUCUGAUUCAUUGCUUUUAAAACCGCUCUUUUAUCAUAUUUUUUUCACCAUUUUUUACUGUCAAUUUCGUUAAAUCUCUCUUCCUAUCUUCGCACAUAUCCAAAUCCUUACCAAUUCACCUCGUAUUUUACUGACCUUUCUGCAUUCACUUCAGGUCCUUGUUGUUGUGGCGGCCGUCGCAAGCGUUCAGAGCCUCUGGAGCGCCGAAAAAUCGCAAAACUUUCUCGCCGCUGCGCCGAGGGAAAGUUCAAGUUCCCUGAGCCAUUGGCCGAUGAUACUGCGGCCAAAAACUCGACUGUAAUUGUGCCUUCUCGAGCUCUACGAUCCGUAAAUAAGAAGACGAGAAAGGCCGAGAAAUGUGUUUGUUAA
Bursaphelenchus xylophilus (pine wood nematode) is the source of this 1669-nucleotide messenger RNA. NCBI's taxonomy places the organism in Eukaryota, Metazoa, Nematoda, Chromadorea, Rhabditida, Aphelenchoididae. The record is from the annotation of a GenBank genome assembly.